Trichomonas vaginalis G3 is the source of this 1059-nucleotide messenger RNA. RefSeq names its product serine-type endopeptidase protein. The transcript has a single exon. The record is from RefSeq and is a predicted model, not a curated record. Bases 1 to 1059 code for a protein of 352 amino acids. Lineage: Eukaryota; Parabasalia; Trichomonadida; Trichomonadidae.
AUGCAAGGUCAAGGUACUUUUGGAGGCCUACCUGAUGGUGGAGAUGCAAGUGAUAAAACAAAUUGCGGUGGAGGAGGGUCAAGCAGAGCAAUUUUAAGUGGAAACCUAAUUAUAGUUGCUGCAGGAGGAUCUGGUUCAAAUGAUCAGUAUCGUGGUGCUCCAGGUGGCGGAAACAAUACCUACUUUUUGAAAAAAUCAAGAAAAAAUAUAUUUAUAGAGAAAUCAGAUACUACUUUUUUGAUGAAUUCCAAUUAUGGCGGUAAAGCAAUUGAUGGAUCAGGUGGUGGUGCUGGAUGUUUAGGUGGUAUGGGUGGCAAUGAUGGCACUUCUAUUACAUCCGUAGGAGCUAGUGGGACAUCCUGUAUAACUCCAUCAGGUGCAUUCAUUCUUGAAGAGAUAUACAAUGGUCAAAAUAAACCAAAUUUCGGAAAUGGAUCUGUCCAGAUAACUUAUGAUUACUUAUGUAUAUCUAAUUGUGUGGAUUGUGACGAUGGAUCAACAUGUAAUACAUGUGAUUCUUCACAUGUUAAAUAUAUGAAUAGAUGCGAUUAUCAAUCAUGCCCAAUUUCCACAUAUCAAGUCGGAACCGAAUGUUUUGAUUGUCCUGCACACUGUGAAAAUUGUAGUGAUAGCUCAACAUGCAACAAAUGUGUGCAAGGUUUCUUCAUGAAAGGAAAUGAAUGCGUAUCAUCAUGUGAUGAAGGAUUCUAUCAGGACAAGAUAAAUCGAGUUUGCGCUGCAUGUUCAGUUUCAAAUUGCAAUAGUUGCUCAUCUAAACCUUCUGUUUGUGAUGCAUGCAAUAAUCCAUUUGUUUUGUAUAAUAACAAUUGUGAGGAAAAGGAAUGUCCAUCUCAUUACUUUAACCAUUCAUUUAUAUGCUAUGAAUGUAGUAUGAAUUGUUUGAACUGUUCAUCAAAAUACGAAUGCACAGCAUGUAGAUCUUCAAGCUUUCGAAUUAAUAAAAGUGGGAAUUGCACAAUACUCAAAACAGAAUCAUAUAGAAAUCUUAUGGAAAUUCAGAGUUUUUCGCGAAGAAUACAAAAGAAUAGAAACAAUUGA